Messenger RNA from Puntigrus tetrazona (Sumatra barb), 866 nucleotides. RefSeq names its product dharma (gene dharma). Gene Ontology annotation, molecular function: RNA polymerase II cis-regulatory region sequence-specific DNA binding; DNA-binding transcription factor activity, RNA polymerase II-specific. Gene Ontology annotation, biological process: regulation of transcription by RNA polymerase II. Gene Ontology annotation, cellular component: nucleus. Bases 279 to 866 code for a protein of 195 amino acids. Lineage: Eukaryota; Metazoa; Chordata; Actinopteri; Cypriniformes; Cyprinidae. The record is from RefSeq and is a predicted model, not a curated record. The transcript has 3 exons.
UUGAAGUGUGAUCAAUAAACAUUCAGAAGUAUCAUCACAGGUGAAUUUCAAUUGCCAGGUUAAAGGGGCUUAAGGAUCUUCAAAGCGCACCUUCAAAAGUUAACAUCCUUUGACUUCCAGCUUCACAAAGAGUCGUUAAUGGACCAAUAUUAAAUACAUUAAUAAGUCGGUUAAAACGACACAUGGGGUACAAAUACAAGUCCUCAGCUCCAUGCCAUUAUUAAGAGAGCAAGAGAAGAGACACAGUCGCAGCAGUUUCUGGAGGCCCUUACUUGAACAUGGCAACUCAGAAAUUUUCAAACUUCUCCAUCGAUUACAUCCUGGGAGACGCCAGCAGACAAACAGCGGAAUCACCGGGACUCGACCUUCCAGCAUCUCCUCAGGAGUUUCCGGGGCACCUGACCAAACCGGACCUGCUCUACCAGGAUGGCUCUAGAGGUCAUGGUGACCGCGCAGCGCUGAUGCUCAACUUUCCUUCAUGGAAUCAAGGAACGUACAGCUGCUGUGUUCCGGUCUCCUAUUAUCAACCGCCUUGUAAUCCACACUACUACGCGGCUCAGCCGUGGCCUUACGCUGUGCCAGGUUGUGACACAGCUGAGAACCACUGCCACCAAACCGUGGCUCAGAGACAGCGCAGUCGAAUCCGGACGGUUUUCACCGAGCACCAGACGGAGACGCUCGAGCGGCUCUUCGCAGCCACCGACUAUCCGAGCUCCGAAACCCGCGCGGAGUUAGCUAAAAACACCGGCCUCAGCGAGGAGACUGUGCGGGUCUGGUUCAAGAAUCGACGUGCACGUAGAAAGAGACAGACCACGUGCCCAAAAAGCGCGAGGAGCGCUCCAGAGGAUCAUCCCGAAUCAGAUUAA